Molecule: messenger RNA, 330 nt
Organism: Trypanosoma cruzi
Lineage: Eukaryota; Euglenozoa; Kinetoplastea; Trypanosomatida; Trypanosomatidae
Product: translation factor SUI1, putative
Exons: 1
Coding region: 1-330 (109 amino acids)
Biological process (GO): translational initiation
Molecular function (GO): RNA binding; translation initiation factor activity
Source: RefSeq, a predicted model, not a curated record
AUGCUAAACAACGAGCUCGCUAACCUCGUGGAUCAGCAGAAACGCUCCGUGCAGGAUGCGUUGGAGGCGCAGAAGGUGCACAUUCGUGUGCAGCAGCGUAAAGGGAAGAAGUUUGUUACGUCCGUGCAGGGACUCAACCAGGCGCUCAACUUCCGCCGCAUCAGCCGUGAGUUCCAGCGGCGAUGGGGUUGCAACGGCACCGUCAUUGUGACGCCGGAUGCGGGCACUGUCAUUCAACUGCAGGGCAACUGGAGCGAGGAGAUUAAAAAGUUCCUUCUUGAUGAGAACAUGGCGACAGAGCAAAACUUAGAGAUCCACUCUCUGAACUAA